AUGCCUUCUACAACAGUUAUUGGUGCUACUCUGGAGCAGAAAGAAAAUGGUGCCUCGCAACCCAUCGGUUUCUACACCAGAAAACUAACAACAACAGAACAGAAAUUUGGGACUCCAACAACAAUAACUUCUGACCAAGGCACACAAUUUGAGUCUGCUCUAUUCAAGUCUUUGGCUCAGGCAGUUGAAGCAAAGAAGACACGUACAAAAGCUUACCACCUUCAGACUAAUGGACUCGUGGAGCGAUGGCAUAGGAAAUUGAAAGCUGCUUUGGUGUGUUCCACUGAACCGCGGAUCAAGAUACUACCUUACGUGCUCCUUGGUCUACGAAACUCAUUUAAGGCAGAUAUAAAAGCAUCACGAGCAGAAAUGGUCUACGGAACUACGUUGAGACCUCCCUGUGAUUUUAUCAAUGUAUCUGAUAACUCAACAAAUCCACAAAUAUUUUUAGAUAAUCAUAGCCGAAUCAUAUGUGCAUUAAAACCAACUCCUACUGCUCAUCACAACAAGGGCAAAAUGUUUAUUUUGAAAGAUAUGGGCAUAUGCACCCAUGUAUUACUCAAGGCAGAUCAUGUCCGGAAGCCUCUAGAACCACCUUGUAGUGGGCCUUAUGAAAUUCUAGAGCGAGUUACUGACCGAAUAUACAAACUCCGCAUAAAUGGGACUGAAAAGAACUUCACUGUAGAAAGAUUAAAACCCGCUUAUAUAAACAAAUCAGAUACUGAUUGUGAAUCAGAUUCGAAUUCACAUCACAGACCAUCAGCAAAAAAAACAACCAAGAAGACUCCAAAAAAGAAAGUUACGUUUAACAUAUGA
Molecule: messenger RNA, 816 nt
Organism: Ctenocephalides felis (cat flea)
Lineage: Eukaryota; Metazoa; Arthropoda; Insecta; Siphonaptera; Pulicidae
Exons: 2
Coding region: 1-816 (271 amino acids)
Biological process (GO): DNA integration
Molecular function (GO): nucleic acid binding
Source: RefSeq, a predicted model, not a curated record